This is a messenger RNA of Hypomesus transpacificus, 2183 nucleotides long. RefSeq names its product prolyl 4-hydroxylase, alpha polypeptide III (gene p4ha3). Gene Ontology annotation, biological process: peptidyl-proline hydroxylation to 4-hydroxy-L-proline. Gene Ontology annotation, cellular component: endoplasmic reticulum. The transcript is spliced from 13 exons. Lineage: Eukaryota; Metazoa; Chordata; Actinopteri; Osmeriformes; Osmeridae. Gene Ontology annotation, molecular function: iron ion binding; procollagen-proline 4-dioxygenase activity; L-ascorbic acid binding. The record is from RefSeq and is a predicted model, not a curated record. The coding region runs from base 198 to 2012 and encodes 604 amino acids.
UGUUCAGUUAACGCUAGGUGAACCACAUGACGGUCUUAAAAUGACUGAGUCGCCUAAUUCGAUAGGAAAUUAAAAAUAAAUACCUUUUAAAGUAAAACUUUUUUCUGAGUCAGUAGACGACUUCAUUUGAUUAUUAUAAUAUAAGUUUGUGUUUUCCUUAUGAUAAUGAAAACUGACUUCAUUUUUCAGAGACAACGAUGUGCUUUGCUGGUAACGAAUGUUUGAUUUUUGCAAGGCGGAGGGACAGAGCGCGGUCAACAGUCCUGAAAAAGAAUAAGCGUGUAGCUAUCAGCACUAUAUGGAAAUCACAGUUGUUAAUAACUGGGAACCUGGAGUCUGUUGUGAUGAAGCCUUGUAGCUACCGAACAAAAAUGCCUUUUUUCCAACCUAUACAUUUUUACUAUAUUUGGGGAUUGAUCAGUGUGAUUGCAAUUCCAUUGUCUUUUGGUGAGAUGUACACGUCGUUACUGAACAUUAAGCAAGCCAUUAAUGUUGAAAGAGAACUUAUCAGUCAUUUACAAACGUACAUCGAGCACGAGUCAGAGAGACUAGACGACAUCAAAAGGUUCUAUUCAAAAGUGUCUGACUUGCAUAAAGAAGUGUACAGUGGAGCAGCAGCAUCGAUAUCAAACCCACUGGUGGCGUUUACGCUGAUCAAGCGUUUACAGUCAGAGUGGCAGAACGUGGUUUACAGUGAAGAGGCCGUUGAGAACACCCAAGCCCUCAGGUCAGGUUACAAGGAAGAAGAGGCCAUCUUGCCCAAACUGGAGGACCUGUAUGGGGCAGCUAGAGGUCUGAUGAGGCUGCAGGAUGUGUAUGAUCUUCAGGUGGGGGGGCUGGUGAGGGGCCACUUCCAGAGGGGGACAAAUGGCAACCCUAUUAACAUCUACAGUCCACCAGUUUCCAUCCCACUCUCUGGAGAUGACUGCUUUCUGGUCGGAAAGGUAGCCUAUGAGCAGGAGGAUUACUACCACUCUGUCCAAUGGCUGGAGGAGUCUGUCCGCCUGUUCCGUGGGUCAGGAGGGGAGUGGAGCCCAGAGAACGAGGGCACUCUGGAAGAUGCUCUGGACCACCUGGCUUUCUCACACUUUAAGACAGGAAACGUGACCUAUGCACUCAGUCUCUCCCAGGAGUUGCUUCACCACGAUCCCAUGAACGGCAGAGUUCUACAGAACGUGGAGAAGUACGAGAGGUUGCUUGUUGAAAGUCCACAGUUACAGGAUUCUGAUGGAGUGUUGAAAAGGCCCAACACCACUUAUCUCAGGACAAGGAACGCAUAUGAGAGACUGUGCCAGACACAAAGUCAUCAGCCAAAGCACUAUGAGAACCCUGACCUCUUCUGUGACUACUUCACCAAUGGCAGUCCGACGCUGUUGCUGAAGCCAGUCAAACGAGAGGUUCUCAGCCUGCAGCCGUUCGUGGUCCUCUACCACAGCUUCAUCACUGACGCUGAGGGUAACAACAUCAAGCUCCAUGCCCAUCCUGGGUUAAGGAGGUCUGUGGUGGCAUCUGGAGAGAAGCAGGCAACAGCUGAGUAUCGAAUCAGCAAGAGUGCAUGGCUGAAGGACACAGUACACCCUAUUGUGAGGCAACUGGACCAGCGCAUCUCUAUGCUCACAGGGCUGAACGUCCAGCCUCCACAUGGAGAGUACCUCCAGGUGGUCAACUAUGGUAUCGGAGGUCACUAUGAACCUCACUUUGAUCAUGCUACAUCAGCAUCAAGUCCCCUGUUUAAGCUUAAAACUGGGAAUCGAGUGGCAACGUUUAUGAUAUAUCUCAGCUCUGUUGACGCAGGCGGGUCCACAGUCUUCAUCCACGCCAACUUCAGUGUUCCUGUUGUACAGAAUGCUGCCCUCUUCUGGUGGAAUCUCCAUAGAAACGGUCAAGGUGACGGGGACACCCUGCAUGCUGGUUGUCCUGUCCUUAUUGGAGACAAAUGGGUGGCUAACAAAUGGAUCCAUGAGUAUGGCCAGGAGUUCCAGCGUCGCUGCAGCACUAACCCUGAAGAGUGAAGACACUGGAAGCAGCAGCUGGGACCGCUUGGAGUACAAGAGACAGACUCCACAAUGGAGUGGUGCAAUCGCAGGCUUAAAGGAGGGGGGGCGCCAGAUCCAGAGAAAGUGAAGGAAAGGAGAGAGGGAAGGGGAGAGAGGCGGGAGGCUGCAGGUCUGUGAUUGGAGUUC